CCUCAAUGAAAUGAAGGCGGUUUUCUGGCAGCUCCUGUCGUCGGCUCAGCCGCUCUGAUGUUCGGACUCUGAUAACAUGAAGGUGCAGGAGUGAAGGGAGAGCCCGGGGGUAGGGCGUGUGUAUGAGGGCCGGCUCAGCGGUGGUUGGUGUGAGUGAGCCCGGCGCCGGGGAGCCGAGCCCAGGCCAGGCGCGGUUUUACCAUGACAGCGUUAGCCGCCGCCUCCUUCUUCUCCAACAUUUGCAAUUUCGGUGGAUGCGGCCUCACCUUUAACACCCUGGCUGAACUUAUCGAGCACAUCGAGGACACCCACAUAGAAAACGAUCCCAAGGUUUUGGAACGGCAAGAACAGCAGCAGCCAUCAUAUAUCGCACUAAGUUAUAUCAACAGGUUUCUAACUGAUGCUGCCCGCCGUGAACGCGAGCAGAUGAGAAAAAGACAUCAGGCUAAGUUAACCCCAGCCCUUUCCAGUCCUGUGGGAAGAGGGGGCACACCCGCAUCACCUCACCCUGCCAAUGGGAGUUCAGCUUUUCCAGGGACGCCGCCAGUCACACCGUCCUCUUCUGCCUGCAGUGGAACACCAACAGGCAGUGAAUUAGAUGAAGAAGAAAUUGAAUGUGAAGAUUCCGACAGUGAUGAAUCAUGGACAACAGAAAGUGCUAUUAGCUCUGAGACUAUUCUAAGUUCAAUGUGCUUGAAUGGGGAUGAUGAGAAGCCAUUUGCUUGCCCCGUACCUGGCUGUAAAAAGAGGUACAAGAAUGUCAAUGGAAUCAAGUACCAUGCCAAGAAUGGCCAUCGUACUCAAACCCGUGUUCGGAAGCCUUUCAAGUGUCGCUGUGGGAAAAGCUACAAGACCGCCCAUGGGCUUCGUCACCACACCAUUACCUUUCACCCACCAGUGUCAGUUGAUAUGCUUAGAAAGAUGCAGUUGUGAGGCAUUAUACCCUUCUGGCAGAUCUGCUAAUUGCAGACUCGGUAUUCUAACAGGAGUGAGUAAAGAGAAUUAACAUUUUUCUCAAGAUUCACUUAUACAGGUCUUGGGGGAAAA
Carcharodon carcharias (great white shark) is the source of this 1047-nucleotide messenger RNA. Its product is annotated as juxtaposed with another zinc finger protein 1-like. The record is from RefSeq and is a predicted model, not a curated record. Lineage: Eukaryota; Metazoa; Chordata; Chondrichthyes; Lamniformes; Lamnidae. The transcript is spliced from 5 exons. Bases 202 to 933 code for a protein of 243 amino acids. Gene Ontology annotation, cellular component: nucleus.